Messenger RNA from Plasmodium gonderi, 1491 nucleotides. RefSeq lists its product as hypothetical. The coding region runs from base 1 to 1491 and encodes 496 amino acids. The transcript is spliced from 3 exons. Lineage: Eukaryota; Apicomplexa; Aconoidasida; Haemosporida; Plasmodiidae. The record is from RefSeq and is a predicted model, not a curated record.
AUGGAUGGAUAUUUUGUUGAAGGAACAAUUGAUCGGGAAAAAAAGAAAAGAAAUGAUAAAAUAAUAUCAAACAAAUUGGUUUACAAGAAUGAAGAAACUUCUUGCUAUUUUAGACAAGAUAGUAAACAGGUCAUACAUCAGACUCUACGAGAUGAAAAUUAUACGAAAAGUGAAAAUGAAAACAUGGAGGAAAAUGAUAACUAUAGGGCAGACGACAUCACAAAAAACAUAAACUGUCAUGAUGGAUGCAAUGCAGUGAUAGAAAAUGAAUGGUGUGGUGAUUGCCACAGGGAUGAUGACACUUGUGCAUCGUCCAUUGGUCAAAGCGUAGAUAUUAUAAAUUCCAGUAUUAGGAAAAUAAAAAAAAAUUUAAAUGAUAUAAAAGAGGUUAUUAACAUAGAUAUAGGUUCAGAUGCAGGUUCAGAUGUAGGUUCAAGUGCAGGUUCAAGUGCAGGUUCAGAUGUAGGUUCAAGUGCAGGUUCAGAUGUAGCUGGUUCGCAUUUACACUCGUGCGGGAAAACGCUUUCAAAUAAGACACGAAGUAACGAUAGCAGCAUGGUCAGAACGUUUGAAGAUUUGAAAGGAGACGACAGUGAUGAAAGCGAGAACAGAAAAAGAAGUAAACAAAUAGAAAUGUUAUUAAACACUGCGAUAAAUACAAAAAUGGAGAAAAAAAAAAUUGGAACGUUAGACAUUAUUGAUGAAUGCAUAACUAUAGGAAAUGCUUACAAUUUUAAAAAGGAGAAUCAUGAUGAAAAAGAUGCAUACUCAUCUCCAUUCAUUGUAGAUGGGGUUCCUCGUGGAGUAAGCUACGCACAGAGUAUAGACAUGUGUGAUAUUUCAAACUUAGAUGAAUUUUUGAAAGAAAAUAAUGUUUCUAUGGAAAAUAUAUUCUAUGGUUCAAAAGUGGCUUCCAUAUAUUCAGAAAACGUAGAAAUAGAAGAUUCUCACAGGGGUACCAAUCUGAGCAAAGAUACAAGCGAUUCUUCAUCCAUUACACAAGGGUGUUCCCAAGGGGUCUCACCCAUCAACCCAUUAGAUGGAAAGGCUUGUACAGAAAAAGAAGGAUUGUCGAAGAGUGGAUUAAUGGUGGAGACUGAGGUGUCGUCACCUAUCGAAGUUGAGGACUUAAAGGAUUCACACCCAGUUAACGGGGCAGUUAAAUAUGAUACUUUAACGGGAACGCAAAGCAGUGUAAUGAGGCGCGACUAUGUAGUGAAACGUGAGUGUGUAAUGAAGCGCGAGUGUGCAGUGGGGCCUUGCCUACAACAUGUUAAGGAUACUAUCAAAUAUGACAAAGACAAAUUAACAUAUCCCAUAAAACUUUUUUUUAAGGAACAAAAAAAAUUAACGGCACUUUUAAAAAAAAAAAAGAAAUUCAUCUACUUUUUUCUGCAUGCGUGUUUCUUUUUUUCUUACAUUUUUUUUUGCUUUUCCUUUAUUUUUUUUAAGCGUAUUUUUUAUGGUAUGUUUUACGACCAGGAUUUGUGA